AUGAACGGAUUUUCGGCUCGAACGAACACAUUUUUAUUCCGCCCCGCAGGUUUUUCCAUUUUACGCCAGAAUGCAAAUAAGCAACAUUUAGUACCUGUCAAAUCAAGGAUCAUUCCUUUCCAGAAAUCCUAUUCUGCCAAGGCUAGUCUUUCUCAUAGUAACAUUGAAAGUAGAAUUAUUGAAAUUCUCAAAUCGUUUGAUAAGGUUGAUCCAACGAAGGUAACUCCUCAAGCGAGAUUCGUCGAUGAUCUUGGGCUGGAUAGCUUAGACACUGUUGAGGUUGUCAUGAACAUUGAGGAGGAUUUCUCGAUUGAAAUUCCGGAUAAAGAGGCAGACGAAAUUCGAUCGAUCAAAGAUGCCGUGGAAUAUAUUUCUAAACGCGAAGAUGCUCUUUAA
Acaulospora morrowiae is the source of this 396-nucleotide messenger RNA. NCBI's taxonomy places the organism in Eukaryota, Fungi, Glomeromycota, Glomeromycetes, Diversisporales, Acaulosporaceae. The record is from the annotation of a GenBank genome assembly.